Messenger RNA from Varanus komodoensis (Komodo dragon), 1204 nucleotides. It is a transcript of the gene MTRF1L, whose product is annotated as mitochondrial translation release factor 1 like. The coding region runs from base 14 to 1204 and encodes 396 amino acids. The transcript has 7 exons. Gene Ontology annotation, biological process: translational termination. The record is from RefSeq and is a predicted model, not a curated record. NCBI's taxonomy places the organism in Eukaryota, Metazoa, Chordata, Lepidosauria, Squamata, Varanidae. Gene Ontology annotation, molecular function: translation release factor activity.
AGCAGGCACGAGCAUGUGGUGGUGCCUGGCGCGGAGUCCGCUGAGGCAGCGGGGACUCGGCGUCGCCUUCUCUUCGCUCUCCGUCGCCUUCGCGCGAUGUCGCAAACAGGCGCCCGCCCGACGCUCGCUCAGCAGCCAGCCCGGCUUGCACGAGGUGUUCUCGAUGCCGGCGCUUCAGCGCUUCCUGGAGCAGCGGCAGCGGGAAGGGCUCCGCGGGGGCUCCUGGCCCGAGUUGGCCGCGCGGAUUCGCCUCCUGCGAGACAAGGAGCAGGAGCUGCGCGACACGGAGCGCUUGGCCCGGGAAGAUGAAAAUGAAGACUUACGGAUGCUUGCAGAAAAGGAAGUUGUUUCCUGUCAGGAAGAGAUAUCUGAGUUAAAACGACAGAUAGUUUUGCUUUUGAUACCUUCAGAAGAAACUGACAAAAGUGAUCUUAUUAUGGAAGUGACUGCUGGGGUUGGAGGGCAAGAAGCAAUGCUAUUUACAGCAGAGAUGUUUGAUAUGUAUCAACAGUAUGCGGCAUAUAAAAAUUGGAAUUUUGAAAUUCUGGAAUAUACUCCUAGUGAUGUAGGUGGUUUGAGACACGCAUCUGCCAAUAUAGCGGGUCAUGAAGCUUAUCAGCAUAUGAAAUUCGAAGGAGGAGUACAUCGUGUACAGCGAGUACCUGAUACAGAGAAAAAAGGCCGCAUUCAUACCAGCACAAUGACUGUUGCAGUAUUACCACAACCAAAUGAGAUAAAUCUGAUAAUAAAACCUAAAGAGCUGCGUAUUGAAACUAAACGAGCCAGUGGAGCUGGUGGUCAGCAUGUAAAUAAAACUGACAGUGCUGUACGGAUAGUCCAUAUUCCAACGGGUGUAGUGUCUGAAUGUCAACAAGAAAGAUCCCAAAUCAAAAAUAAGGAAAAAGCUCUUCAGAUCCUUCGUGCCAGAAUAUAUAGUAUCAAACUUGAGGAGGAGUCAAGGAAGAGACAAACUGUCAGAAAGAUUCAGAUUGGGAGCAAAGGAAGAUCUGAAAAAAUCAGAACCUACAACUUUCCUCAGGAUCGGGUUACUGACCACAGAAUAAGCAAAUCGGUGCAUCACAUUGCAAGGUUCAUGUUGGGGGAGAAACUGCUAGAUGAAAUGAUACAGUCCCUAAAAGAAUAUGCUGACUAUGAGAUUCUUAUGGAACUUGUUUCAGAAAAUGACCCAACCAGGCUGAGGUGA